AUGGAAAAUGAUUUGGAGGAGGUUGCAAUCAAGAAAGUGGUUGGUAUGCGACAGAGGGUGCCACGGACGCUCUCACAAUUUGACAAGCUUGAUCAAGGCUUGGAAAAUAUGGCUGAUAUCGACCAAAUGGUGGACAAGUUAAAGAUAAACCAAUCGGUGCUCGACAGAAUAACAUUUGAGAGCGAAAGACUGAAGACCAGCCACAGUGAAGCGUCGUCUAGAAGAAACAGCGACGAUGGGGGAAGAGCAAGAAAAGAAAAUUUUAGAAAAGAUGGGACCAAUUCCGAACCACCAACAGCUGGAGUCACGCAUCACAAUGCAUGGCACGAAAUGGACAGCUCUAACUCUACUACCAGAACUGAAUUAAGUCUAUCUGAUGGAGGAGAGGAGGUACGUAUGGAAACACUGGCAAAGUCUCGGAGGAGUCAGGAGUCAGCAUUUCCCGGUACUCCUAUACACGUUCGUCCUCCUUGGAGGUCAGCUGACAGUCUCACUCCUGAUGCUGCUUUUGGCACAUCUUUAGCCGAUAUCAUGGAGAGCCCAUCCAAUAAGGUUUCCCUAAGAGAUGACAUCAGGUCUAACUAUUCUAACAGUUCCGAGGAACGAAGGCCUCGUAUAGGUUGGAGGCUAGUGAAAAAUGUGACGUCUGCUGCUAGAGUCUUGUCAGCGAAAGCGAGGGAAACUCCGACUGCUCCAGCUUUACCUGGCACACCACUGCCAAGUUUCCAAUCAAAACCAGACAGCAAGAGUUCUGAUUAUGCCAAAGAAGAAAGAAAACCUUCACUGCCUAAUUAUCUUAAUGAAAAAGAAGAAAAUGUAGGAGAGACUAAUCCGGAGGGCUUAGAUCCUGAAUCACUUAUGUUUCGUGAUGGUAGAAGAAGAAUUGACAUGGUUUUGGCUUUCGAAGAAGAAGACUAUGGUGUGAUGACAGAGGCUGAAGCUAGGCUUUUACUCUAUGUUAAAUAAUAAUUAUGAACUAUUAGCACUUAUAGUGCAAAUAGUUAUAUACUCAGAACUAAGGUCUGGUACAGUGCGACGCGGAUGACCUAGGCGGUUGUUAAAAUCUUAGAUUGUGUAGUAUUAAAAUGUAUAUUUCAUAAACAGUCCCUUCAAUGCGAUGCGGAGCUGAAGCGGAGCUCUCACAAAAUUUACCCGCAACGGAUGCAUCCGGCCUAAGUAUUAGGGCCACUCCUAAUUGUUCUCUUAAAAUUUCAGGAAAACCUUAUAAGAGAAGGACUGGAGUUAGAACUAGAGAAUAAAUGUUUGUCGUUCGAUGAAAAGACCUGGUUCUUAAAAAUCCAUAUACCUUGGAAGACUGAGAUGCGAUUAGCUGAAGUAAUAGGAAUGAAACUACCAACUAAAAGAUUCAUCACAAUAUCUGUUAGAGCUUGGAACGAUGAAAAGCAAGCCGAGAAAGACAAAAGAUGGCAUUCAAAAUGGCGCCGGCGAUGGAAACAAUUCUACGAGUACGAACACAGCAGAAUUGAACCUGAACCUUCAUUCUACACAUCCACAGAACAGAAGGGCACUAGAAGAGAAGAGCAGUUUCUAGUCAAGGAUCGACACACACAAUUCUCGCCUGCACAGAGAAGUUUGCUCGUUAUGCAGAUUUUGUUGAGAGCCAAAUAUGACAACACUGAGACUAAGGUUAAGUACACAACAUUUUAUGAGGAAAAUCCUAUGGGAAUACGCCGAUUGCUCAAUGAUGGAACGUACUUAGCAUGUUUUCCAUUACAUGAGGGUAGAUACGACAUGGAUAUGCGUGAUGGUUCAGUCACUGAUAGAAGAUUGCUCUAUUUAGAAUGGGCCAGGCCUUGCAAGUGGUAUAAGAAACAGCCUCUGUGGCUGGUAAGAAGAUAUUUUGGCGAAAAAAUAGGCCUCUACUUUUGCUGGCUGGGCUUUUACACGAAGAUGUUAUAUGCACCAGCUAUUGUUGGGACUCUAUGUUUUCUUUACGGCUUAGCUAGUAUGGAAUCAAGCGAUAAUAUUCCUAGUCUAGAAAUUUGCAAUACCAAAGGUCCAGGGAGCACGACGUUAUGUCCCCUCUGCGACAAAGCUUGCCAGUAUCAGACCCUAUCAGAUUCCUGUCUUUUCGCCAAACUGACUUACCUCUUUGACAAUCCGGCUACCGUCUUUUUUGCUAUUUUUAUGUCAUUCUGGGCCACCACGUUUCUGGAGCUCUGGAAAAGGAAGCAAUCUAUUUUGCGAUGGGAAUGGGAUCUCUCUAGUGUCGAUCAUGAUGAAGAACCGAGACCUGAAUUCGAAGCAUCAGUGAAAACCUUCAGAACAAACCCUGUGACGAGGGAAAAGGAACCGUAUUUGCCGGCGUGGCAGAAGACCAUGCGAACACAGACGGAAUAUGAAGAUUCAUAUACUUUCAAAAUAUUCUUCUUUGAGUUUAUGAACUUCUACUCGUCGUUGAUUUACAUAGCCUUCUUCAAGGGCCGCUUCUACGACUACCCAGGGGAUGACCAAGCGCGCAAGUCUGAAUUCUUCAAGUUAAAGGGCGAUAUCUGUGAUCCAGCCGGCUGCUUAUCUGAACUUUGCAUACAACUCGCCAUCAUAAUGAUAGGGAAGCAAUGUUUCAACAAUUUCCUUGAGCUCGGAUAUCCUAAGUUUCACAACUGGUGGCGGCAGCGUUCCCAUCGCGCGGUGACGCGGGACCUCAAUAAGCCACAUAUGGCAUGGGAGCAAGACUACCAUCUACAAGACCCUGGCCGCCUCGCUUUGUUCGACGAGUAUUUAGAAAUGAUUCUUCAGUAUGGCUUCGUAACUCUGUUCGUGGCAGCAUUUCCAUUAGCCCCAUUGUUCGCUCUACUUAACAACAUAGCCGAAAUAAGAUUGGAUGCAUACAAAAUGGUCACACAAGCCAGAAGACCGCUUGCUGAGAGAGUAGAGGAUAUAGGGGCAUGGUACGGCAUAUUGAGGGGCAUCACUUAUGCAGCUGUCGUGUCUAAUGCGUUUGUGAUUGCAUACACCAGCGACUUUAUACCACGUAUGGUAUACAAAUAUGUAUAUUCGCCAGAUAACACCCUUACUGGAUACAUAGAUCAUUCCUUGUCAUUGUUCAACACGUCUGAUUACCGUGAGGAGUGGGGCGCGGACGAGAAUGAAGUAGACCCGCCGACGUGUGCGUACCGCGGGUACCGUAACCCGCCCGACCACCCCGAUCCUUACGGCCUCUCACCGCACUACUGGCACGUAUUCGCUGCCAGGCUUGCCUUCGUAGUAGUAUUCGAGGAGCUGUAUUCGCUGCCUGGCUCACUUUCGUCAUAUUUAUUUAUGGCUCAUUAUUAAAAAACAGAUAGUAUAGUCAAAAUACUUUUAUUGAAAACUGCUUCUAAAUCCACUUUGUCCCUGGCUCUCUGAGAUAGGACUCGCACCCACGACUCAGAAAUAAAAUUUUAUUAGGAAAAGCUUCGUUUCAUGUGUGAAUAAUGUUUCAAUUAGUGUGUAAAUCUUGUGUCGCUUCCACGUUGGGAGCCAAUUAAUGAUAUACGCUUCACAUACAAUAUCUUUCAGCACGUGGUUUUUGGGCUGACCGGUCUGAUGCAGCUGUUCAUACCGGAUGUACCCACUGAGCUGCGCACUCAGAUGCAGAGGGAAGCACUUCUCGCUAAGGAGGCCAAAUAUGAACACGGACGUAGAAGACUAUCUACUGAGUAUAGACAACUGAUCACACAGAAGAGUGAUAGUAGUUCUGGUAAGUAA
Messenger RNA from Diatraea saccharalis (sugarcane borer), 3711 nucleotides. NCBI's taxonomy places the organism in Eukaryota, Metazoa, Arthropoda, Insecta, Lepidoptera, Crambidae. The record is from the annotation of a GenBank genome assembly.